Pomacea canaliculata is the source of this 2825-nucleotide messenger RNA. RefSeq names its product mdm2-binding protein-like. The record is from RefSeq and is a predicted model, not a curated record. The transcript is spliced from 20 exons. Gene Ontology annotation, cellular component: kinetochore. NCBI's taxonomy places the organism in Eukaryota, Metazoa, Mollusca, Gastropoda, Architaenioglossa, Ampullariidae. Bases 110 to 2773 code for a protein of 887 amino acids. Gene Ontology annotation, biological process: protein localization to kinetochore; regulation of protein ubiquitination; traversing start control point of mitotic cell cycle.
ACAAAGCUAUAAUUCAUAAUCCCACAUUUUACUGUUACCGAUCAUCAUGGCGGGAAGCUUGUGUUGGUGCCAGUAGACAAACCUGAAGUAAGCCCAACAAGAUUUGAGGAUGUAUACCCGACGAAUAAUAUUUAUUGCGCAGCAUAGUCAAGCAAGUGGAGAGGUUGUGAAGACAGCUACCAAAAGUCUUCUGGCAGACUUUGAAAGCUCUGACUAUAGAGUGCUGGAGAUAUUUGUUCAUAUUUGCUGGGUUGAUGAAAACUUUGAGCAUGUACUACAUAAUUCCGACAAAGAUUGGCAGCAUUUACACACUGUAGAUGUAGACAAGGAUUUCGCCAGCGUGCAGCAAACUUCUGAGGCUAACAAUGCUAAGUUUGGGCCUACUUUACUGGCAGAUCAUCUUCAUAACUUGGCUGAUGGGUUGCCCUGUGCUGGUUGCCUGGUGGAUGUGAUCUUUGUACAACCAUUCAACACAAGCAGGGAGAUGAGUGUGAUGGUGCUAGGUGCUUGCUUGCGGCUGAAUAAGUGGCAUGGCGCACAAGUGACCCUUCUUGUGGCACGCAAGGAUGAAGAGAAUGACACAUGUCAGCUAUGGAAGACAGUUCUGCAUGCAGACAUCCAAAACACAGAGGAGCGUAUUUCAUUGAAGAUACCAGUCUGGCGAGGCACCAUCUCAAUUCAGGAUAUAAAAAGUGUCAUGCAGUCAGAGGUUUCUCUGGAGUGUCUUGACCUCAAGCAGAUGAAAAGAAAAAUGAACAGUCUCUUGGCACUUGAAAAGAAUUUCCUGACUGAGAAUGGAGAUGGGGGAGAAGCUGGUUGUACGCUGGUACUUGGGCCAACACUGGAAAUGCUGGCAUGUGUCAGCCUUGAUACUGUGCCUCUCUAUCUGCUGGAUUCCUUGACUCUUCGUGUUCAUGUGAAAGAAAACAGCCCUUUUGGAGCCUUACUCAGUUCCUUGUCUUACGCAGAGGGUGUGGUUGUCAAGCUGGGUGUUUUUGACGUGUCCUCUGUCCCACCAGCUGCAGCUCAAGGCCUGUCUACUAUGGCCUGGAAAGAGGCUGCUAGUAGUGGGUCUUACAAGACAGAGAGAGAGAAGAUUUUGAGCAAACACCAUCUAUUUCUGAUUGUAAGGGGCAGGUGGAGGGAGGCAGACCACUACACAGGCCUUACCCUUCGCUCACCUUCUGAGAUCAGUGCAAAACUCUUUGAAGAUUUGCACCUUUUAGCCUAUUUCCGCAGCAAAAUUGAAAAGGCAAGUACAGACACAAGGGAAGAGGUGGAGCCUCAGAUUCACACAUUCCUUGAUAACCUGCCUGCCAUCAGUGCUGAUCUCUUCAAAGAUGUUGACAACAUUUGGAUGAAAAUGGAUCUUGGGGAAGCAAAGGUGAAUACCACUGAACUGAGGCACAUUAUACAACUGGCCCAGGAUAUUCUCUUGAAGAAGGCUACACAGAUGUGGAAAGACACUUCACACAGUGAUGCCAGUUUAUCCCAGUCCCAUGUGUACUGUGACAUGAUCUGCGAGCCCAGCAAGUGGCCAGAACGAGCCAGGCUGAUGCAGGACGAGACAAAGACCAAAGUUUUGAGUCGUUACCAGUCCAGUGACAGCAUGACCACAUCCUCAUCACCGCUGUUUGUGGAUGAGUCUUCAGUGGAUGCUAAGGACAUGCCGCGCUGGUUCAGACCAGAUGGCAGUGCAAUUUGCGACACAUUCUCACCUGUUAAGGCUCUUGGCACUCAGCGAAAACUGUCCAGCAAGGAGGCAACAACUCUUCCAUGGCCAGAAUGCAAGGACGUUCAUUACCAUGAUGUUUUUUAUGAACAUGACAAGCACACAGAGAAACAAGAACACUUCUUCAAGAAGUUUCGUGAUGUCAUCAUGAUGGAGGAAUUUCACAGCUCCUUUGAUAACCAUCCACAUAUUCCUGCUGUAAGACGUCGUGCAGCAUCAGCACGAUCUUUUGUGGCCAGACCCAGGAUGCACAGAAAGGCAGAACUAAUGGAGGAGAGAAAACCUUGUACAAAUGUUGAUGGAGACAGUAAAGACAAUGUGAUAGGGACCAGUGGCAUACACCAUCUCCACAGAACAAGAAGCAAGUCGGCACUGCUGUCUUCUAACAGGAUAUCAACUUCGUCCUUGUGGCUACAACCUGCUAAAGGUACAAGGCACUUAAUGCACCAGGAACACCAUCAAAUUUCUUCCUCUGUCCCACAACCAAGAGAAGCGCCAGAUACUGUCAACAUUUUCAUUCCAUCCUCUGUGACGAAAACAUCUCAGAUGUCGGAAACUGUCCAUGUUUUCCCUCCAUCCUCUCUGCCACCACUGAAAAGGAAAAGGUCACAGGCAGAAGAUGCUGUCAAUAUUUUUGCUCCAUCCUCUCUGAGGAAAGUGCCUCGGACAACAGAAGAUGUCAACAUUUUCACCACGCCAAAGAUACUUCAUAGCAGUGGGGACAUCAGGGAGGGACAGGAGAACUCUGGGCGGCAAGAGCUUCGAUCACAGAGACAUCAGCGAAAGCUGGAGGAAGUUUUGACCAGAGUGCUGCAAGAAGCUGGUGUUUCUUCUAGCGACCUCAUCUACUCUUCAUGUUUCCAAAAGCUUUGCCAAGUUACAAAAUUUUAUGUCAAGCAACUGCCCAACUCCAAGAAUUUAAAGAAUGAAAUGAGGAACAUUGCACUUAAACAGGUUGAGCAGGUGGUUGAUUUGGAAAGGCGACGCCAAGAUCUUGCCAUGAAGAAAAAGUUGCGUCCAUCCACUAUUCUGUGUCAAUAACCAGUUUCGUUUAAAUGUUUGUUGCAAAUAAAACUGUUGUUUACUUUGUGAA